AUAGAAGUGCAAUUGGAAGCAGAAAGAAAGUUGUAAUGGCAUCCACCGCCGACCCAUCGGAGUCUUUCAAGCCCUACAAGCUCAAGCAAACCCUAACCGGCCAUAAACGCGCUAUCUCCUGCGUCAAAUUCUCCGAUAAUGGCCGCUUUCUCGGCACUUCCUCCGCCGACAAGACCGCCCGCGUUUGGUCCGUCUCCGAUGCCUCUCUCCUCCACGAAUUCCAGGGCCACGACCAGGGCAUCUCCGACCUCGCCUUCUCCUCCGACGGCCGCUACCUCGCCACCGCCUCCGACGACAAGACCGUCCGCCUCUGGGAUGUCGCCACCGGCGCCGUCGUCAAAACUCUUACUGGCCACACCAAUUACGUCUUCUGCGUCAACUAUAACCCCCAGUCUAACAUGCUCGUCUCCGGUUCCUUCGAUGAGACGGUGAGAAUUUGGGAUGUGAAGAGCGGGAAGUGCCUUAAGGUGUUGCCGGCGCACUCGGAUCCGGUCACCGCCGUGCAUUUCAGUCAGGACGGGAAAUUGAUAGUAUCCAGCAGCUACGAUGGGUUGUGUAGGAUUUGGGAUGCUUCAACUGGGCAUUGUAUGAAGACAUUGAUAGACGAUGAAAACCCGCCUGUCAGUUUCGUCAAGUUCUCACCCAAUGGCAAAUUUAUUCUCGUCGGAACUUUGGAUAAUACAUUGCGUCUAUGGAACUUCCCGACUGGCAAAUUUCUGAAAACCUAUGUCGGGCACACCAACUCAAAGUACUGCAUUUCCUCGACAUUUUCCGUCACGAAUGGGAAGUACGUUGUUAGUGGUUCUGAGGAUAAUUGCGUAUAUUUUUGGGAGCUUCAGUCGAAAAAAAUAGUUCAAAAGCUGGAAGGGCACACUGAUGCUGUUAUAUCGGUUUCAUGCCAUCCCACUCAGAACAUGAUUGCUUCUGGUGCCCUUGGGAAUGAUAAGACAGUAAAGAUCUGGACUCAAGAGGAUUAAGUAAAGGAGAGUUUACGAGGGAGGGAUGAAUUUCUGGAUGAGAGAUUUUGGCAUAUUUUGAAAUGCCACAGAGCCUAACAUAAUUUCCUUGUAGUAUUCUGAUGAACUAAUCUGUGCUUUCCAUCUGGUGUCAUUAUACUGUAAGAAAUACAGAUUUGUUUACUGCCAUCUUAUUAUGGAUUUACAGUUUUUUGGGUGACCAAAUUGUUGGUGUUUUUGUAGUACAAGUAAAAUCUGUAGUAUCUAUCCAUACAUACUUUCUCAA
Messenger RNA from Ipomoea nil (Japanese morning glory), 1242 nucleotides. Its product is annotated as COMPASS-like H3K4 histone methylase component WDR5A. Gene Ontology annotation, cellular component: Set1C/COMPASS complex. NCBI's taxonomy places the organism in Eukaryota, Viridiplantae, Streptophyta, Magnoliopsida, Solanales, Convolvulaceae. Gene Ontology annotation, molecular function: histone binding. The record is from RefSeq and is a predicted model, not a curated record. The transcript has 2 exons. Bases 36 to 977 code for a protein of 313 amino acids.